AUGAUUGUUCGGACCUGUCUGCGCUGCACGGGCAGGGCUCGCCCAAGGCCAUUUUCUCAGCCAUCCUUGCCCAAAGGAGCUCCUCGAUUCCAAUGCCGGCGCUUUAGCAGCACCGGUGCUGCCCAUGCUGCUUCGACGUCAGCUACCAGCGGCAGCAGUGCCUUUGGCGUGUUGGCACCUUUUGUCAGUGAAUUGGAUCGCGUCGCCCCAAGUUUUGAUCUCCGCGGUGAUCAAAUCGAGGUCAUCCAGACUCCUACCGAGUUUUAUGAGACGCUCAAGGACCGUAUCCGCAAUGCCAAGCGACGCAUCUUUCUGUCAACGCUGUACAUUGGCAAAUCGGAGCGAGAGCUUCUUGAGACACUCCGUGAUGCGAUGAAGCAGAACCCUGAGCUCAAGCUGAGCAUUCUCACUGAUGCGCUGAGGGGUACCCGAGAGGCUCCUGCGCCGACCUGUGCUUCACUGCUUGUGCCCUUGGUUGCCGAGUUUGGCGCCAACAGGGUUGAGGUGCGCAUGUAUCAUACACCAAACCUGACGGGGUUGAGAAAGAAGUCGAUUCCCAAGAGAAUCAAUGAGGGCUGGGGUCUUCAGCAUAUGAAACUCUAUGGUAUUGAUGACGAGAUCAUCAUGUCUGGAGCGAAUCUCUCAUCAGACUACUUUACCAAUCGUCAGGAUAGAUACCACCUCUUCUCAUCCACAGACGUCACGAAUCAUUUCUGGAACAUACACGAGGCUGUCGGAUCAUUCAGUUUCCUGGCCCAGCCUUCUGAUGACCCGUCCGGCUUCGCUUUGUCCUGGCCGCAGACCAACUCGGCGCCCUCACCGCUGGAGCAGCCAAAGGCAUUCGUCAAAAGCACUACAUCAACCCUGCUCCCCUUGAUAUCCCAGAGCUCAUCUGUCAAGCCAGCGACUCCGGAAUUUGAUAAUACCCGCGUGUACAUGCUCGCCCAAAUGUCGCAGGUCAUGAAGCCCGACACCUCAACCGAGCUCCCUGCCAUCACCCACAUUCUCAAAACUCUUGCGCUGCCAGAGUACAAAUCUUCAUCCUGGACAUUCACCGCGGGCUACUUCAAUCCUGCCCCCUCGCUGACGAAACUCCUCCUCACCACCGCUUCCUCCGCCCGCACCAACACCGUCAUCACGGCAGCCCCAGAAGCCAACGGCUUCUACAAGUCGCCUGGCGUCUCAGGUCUUCUACCGGGGGCAUAUACACUCCUAGCCCGUCGCUUCCUCAGCGCCAUUCACACAUAUGGCCGCGAUGGCCAAAUCACUCUCCAGGAAUGGCGGCGCGGCACCGUGGGACAGCCCGAGGGUUGGAGCUACCACGCCAAGGGCCUCUGGGUCACGCUCCCCGGCGAUGAGCAUCCAUCCAUGUCCAUCAUCGGCAGCUCCAACUACACGAAGCGCAGCUAUUCUCUCGAUCUCGAGGUGGGUGCCCUCAUCGUCACCCGCGAUCAGGCCCUAAAAGAGAAGCUCGGCAAAGAGCAGACUUGGCUCCAGCAGCACGCCAAACCUGUCACGCAGGACGACUUCACGAAGAAUGAGAGGAGGGUUGGUCUGCACGUCAGGGUCGCCAUGUGGAUCGUGCAAGCUGUGGGAGGUGCCCUAUGA
This is a messenger RNA of Clonostachys rhizophaga, 1608 nucleotides long. NCBI's taxonomy places the organism in Eukaryota, Fungi, Ascomycota, Sordariomycetes, Hypocreales, Bionectriaceae. The record is from the annotation of a GenBank genome assembly.